AUGACAACUUACAGCAUUUAUUUCGGUUAUUGGAUCAAUUGGUCACAAGGAAAAAUCCUUGGGGCUACGAUCACACUUUCUCAGAGAUCAGGCGGCAUCCUGAUCUCAUUUAUAGCAACCUUCAUGGCCCUUGUCGGAGCGCAGCUUUGGCGUAUUGUUAGCUUCGCAAUUCAUCAAGGGCGGCCACAAAAAGGCGAACUCGAUGGACUGUACUAUCAACAACAAAACAUUUUCCGAAACACUUCUUCACCGGGAGGUGCUGCAUGGUCAUUUACACUACAAAUGUACUACUGGAGAGGAAAGGCAAGACAUACUAUUCUUAGAACCCUGCCAUGGGCUCUGCUGGCUGUUCUCUACCUUUUACUGUCUGGAGCCCUUGCGACCUUUUCCUCUGAAAUUUCAGUCUCAGCUGGUAAUGCGCGACGAAUUCAAGGACAAGAUAGUUGUGGGUACUGGCUGACCAACUUGACGUCGACAGAGGGCAUUAGAGCGCUUACCCAGAAGACGGCGAACGACACACUUGUGGCCGCAAACUAUGCGCGCCACUGCUACGGCACUCGUAUGUCACAGCAACAAUGCGGGACGUUUCCAGUCGGAUCUAUCGACUGGAUUUCGGAACAGAACUCGACGUGCCCAUUUGAUUCAGGCAUGUGCGUGUAUGGUGACACCGCUGCUUUCAACAUGGUUUCAGUGGCCAUUGACUCUCACACGCAUCUAGGCAUCAAUGCGCCUAAUGAAAACCGCGUUCAACUAAAGAAGCAGGCCAGUUGUGCCCCUCUAGUUCAGCUGUUGAGAAAUGUCAGUAGCUCGGGCGAGUCUCUACUAAAUUACGAAUAUGGAUCAACAAAUACCGGCAAUUAUACCUGGCAAUACAAUACCCACGCAAUAAUGGACGAUAUAGGUUACACAACCAAAGCUCUUGCCUCUUAUUAUCCAGUCAGCGCCGACGAUGCCUGGGUGCCCAUCCCCGCCCUCAGACGAGCAGACACAGACCUGUCGAUAGUCUUCAUAGCCUCAAACUCGAUACUCUUCCAAGAGCCCUGCGAUGAUCCAGUCUUUAGUGCGCACAUCCCAAAGAAGCUGGAUGAUGACCUGGCCUAUUACAAUACUGAUUUCUGGGCGGUCGCCAUCACCUGCGCCGAACAAUACCAAAUAUGCAACCCGUACACCAAUUCUUGCACACAAAUGCUUGGAAUUAAGCAGCUCACCACUGGCAACGCUCUACUGGCCCUCAACCUCAACCCAGUCCAAAAACAUACAGCUGAUCGCAUCAUUCAGGCUGCUAUAUUUACCAACAUAUACCAACAAGUCACAACUCGCAUGGCAGGAGCCCUGCGUGCCUCCGAAACCGUGGCUCAACUAGAGCAGCAACCGCUCCCAGCCAACCAAUGGCAGAUUGAAUUGGGGAGUUGGUUCGAUACCGGCCUUGCGCGCCUACAGUAUGGCGUCCAGGAAUACGUAACGGGUCCCUCCAACGUCGCCGAAGGAUCCUAUGUUUUUCAGCCCGCCAAAGACGGGAACUCCAUAGAGGCUGAUAUGUGCGUCAAUCAGCUAGUCCUCGACAGCUCGGACAGUAUCUCCUUUUCAGUGCUGGGCAUGGCCCUAAUAUUGAUCGUGGGCAGUCUAAUCAUAGUCACGUCGUUCGUCCUUGACACCGUUGUCGGCAAGAUCCAGACAAAGAUAGGGCGUGGCGAGAAACGGAAAGAGGCAUGGAUGAAUGAUGACAAGCUUCAGUUGCAGCGUUCGGUGCUGCACAGUAAGGGGCCAGAUUCCUGGGAAGAUCCUCCGGCAUAUCCUACGACCAAAAGGCGCGGGCUGCUCAGCGAUCCCAUGGAGCUAACAGCAAGAGAUGGGAGUUGUGAUCAUGACACUGCCAGCAGCGGCAAGAACAGCCUCUCCACUAGCCGUCAGAUACCAAUAUCCAAUCACUAA
Exophiala bonariae is the source of this 1932-nucleotide messenger RNA. RefSeq lists its product as uncharacterized. The transcript has a single exon. Lineage: Eukaryota; Fungi; Ascomycota; Eurotiomycetes; Chaetothyriales; Herpotrichiellaceae. Bases 1 to 1932 code for a protein of 643 amino acids. The record is from RefSeq and is a predicted model, not a curated record.